Messenger RNA from Symbiodinium necroappetens, 468 nucleotides. The record is from the annotation of a GenBank genome assembly. NCBI's taxonomy places the organism in Eukaryota, Dinophyceae, Suessiales, Symbiodiniaceae.
AUGUUGGACUUGAUCACGAUCAUCUCCGCGGCGGGAUUGCAGCAGGAGCUGAAGUCUGCGAACGGAGACAAGAGCCUGGUGAUUCAUGAGGAGUCCGAGGAGGGAAGCUUCGUGGAGAGCGCCGCCAGCCAUGUGUCUGCUGCUCUGGAGUCCUUCGAUGAGGCAGCGAGUAAAGCUUUGGCGUUUGGGGCGGUGACAGCGAAGUUUAAUCAGGCUGAGCUUUCCAAGGAGUCGGAGGAGGGAAGCUUCGUGGAGAGCGCUGCCAGCCAAGUGUCCGCUGCUCUGGAGUCCUUCGACGAGGCUGUGUCGCAGGGCAUGAGUGCCUUGACUGACCUACUCGGGCUCGGCAGUAUUUUCCGAGAGUUGCCGGUUUGUGCGACCCUUAGAAGACUAAAUAAUGGACUUCCCCGAGUGCAGGCCAGAAGCAAAAUUCAUCAGUGCCCAAUUGCAAUCCACAUCGAAGGUUAA